Zingiber officinale is the source of this 1485-nucleotide messenger RNA. RefSeq names its product cytochrome b561 and DOMON domain-containing protein At3g25290-like. The transcript is spliced from 4 exons. The record is from RefSeq and is a predicted model, not a curated record. NCBI's taxonomy places the organism in Eukaryota, Viridiplantae, Streptophyta, Magnoliopsida, Zingiberales, Zingiberaceae. The coding region runs from base 1 to 1485 and encodes 494 amino acids.
AUGGCGGCUCGAGCUGCCCUCCUUAUUCUUCUCGCUGUACUCCUUUUCUCCGGCGUCGUCAGAGGCAACGCCGCGGGAUCGUGCUCCUCGAUGUCCUUCCCGUCGAACCGGGUCUACGCCGCCUGCAGCGACCUCCCUCGCCUUUCCUCCUCGCUGCACUGGACAUACGAGGGAGGGAAAGGAUUCGGAAGCCUCUCCUUCGCCUUCGUGGCUCCGCCUCCGAGUCAGUCGGGGUGGGUGUCGUGGGCGAUUAACCCGUCAGGCGGCGGAAUGAUCGGGUGCCAGGCUCUUAUCGCCUUCCGCCAGCCCGACGGCGCGAUGGGGGUGAAGACCUACAACGUCACCGGGUACGGACCCGUCUCCGAGGGUCCGAUAGCGUACGAGACGUCGGAUCUGGCGGCGGAGUUCACCGGUGGCGCGAUGCGGAUGUUCGGGAAGGUGAAGCUGCCAGAGGGGACGACGGUGGUGAAGCAGGUGUGGCAGGUGGGGGCGGAGGUCGUGGAUGGCGUGCCCCAGAAGCACGAUUUCAAGCCGGAGAAUUUGGAGUCGAUGGGGACGGUGGAUCUCCUCAGCGGAGGAAUUUCCGGCGCCGGGUCUUCAGCAUCUAGAAACAAAAAUACCCAUGGAAUUCUUUGCGCUGUCAGUUGGGGUGUUUUGCUUCCACUGGGUCAAAUAUUUGCCAGAUAUCUCAAGACAUUCAAGUCGGCAGACCCUGCAUGGUUUUACCUCCAUAUUUCCUGCCAGAUGCUUGGCUAUGUCAUUGGUGUUGUUGGUUGGGCUACUGGUCUGGUCCUUGGAAACAAAUCCAAGGGCAUUGUGCACACCAAUCACAGGAACAUUGGCAUCACUCUCUUCACUUUUUGCACUUUACAAGUUUUUGCACUGUUUCUGAGACCAAACAAGGAUCACAAAUAUAGAUUAUACUGGAACAUCUACCAUCACUCCAUUGGAUAUAGUGUAAUCAUCCUGAGCAUCGUCAAUAUUUUCAAAGGCAUGGACAUAUUAGCAGUUGAGCAAAAAUGGAGGACAGGGUAUAUUGUGGCAAUCUGUAUUUUGGGGGGCGUGGCCUUGAUCUUGGAGAUCAUCACCUGGACCAUAGUUCUCAAAAGGAAGUCUGGGAAACCUAAGGAGAGACCCACUUUUCAUCUUGACAUAAAAUGGUUCGAUGGAUUGCCAAAUGAAUCCAUCACUUGCUUCCAGGACUUCAAGACCACUUUCCUGCGUCACUUUGCUAGCAGCCGGAAGUAUCAAAAGACAGACCACUGUCUCUUCGCCCUCAAGCAAGGGUUUACAGAGCCCUUGAGGAGCUAUAUCAAAGGCUUAAACCAGGUGGCACAGGACGUUUCGUCCGCUACCUCAGAGAUAUUGAUGAGCGUCUUCUCCCAUAGAUUGGUAGAAGGGGAGUUCUUCCGAGAUCUCAUCCAAGACCCGGUGAAAAAAUUCGAUGAGAUGCUAGUAAAGGCCGCUAGUUAUAUUAAUGUGUAA